Podarcis raffonei (Aeolian wall lizard) is the source of this 4463-nucleotide messenger RNA. It is a transcript of the gene VWC2L, whose product is annotated as von Willebrand factor C domain containing 2 like. Lineage: Eukaryota; Metazoa; Chordata; Lepidosauria; Squamata; Lacertidae. The record is from RefSeq and is a predicted model, not a curated record. The transcript has 4 exons. Gene Ontology annotation, biological process: negative regulation of BMP signaling pathway. Bases 232 to 903 code for a protein of 223 amino acids. Gene Ontology annotation, cellular component: AMPA glutamate receptor complex. Gene Ontology annotation, molecular function: protein binding.
UCUCUUGGUGUAUCUGCCGGGUUUCCUGUGUGAAAUGGGAGGCAUUGGGGAACGGGAUUUUCCAUGAUUCUUUCUUGGAAGUGUAAUUAAGAGGACUUGCUGAAAUUUUAAUCUAUGGUGGCCUGUAACCCUUUCCAGCUUUCACUUGGAAUAGCCCACCACUCUGGCCUCUCCAUGGAAGCAUCUGUGUAUAUCUGAUAUUAGGACCAUAUACAGAAGUUGAGGAGGGGGAUGGCUCUUCAUAUUCAUGAAGCCUGCAUAUUUCUGUUGCUAAUUCCUAGUUUGGUCACUCCAGCUGCCUUCAACCAUGAAGACUACCCUGCUGAUGAAGGUGAUCAAAUCUCAAAUAAUGAUAAUAAUCUGAUAUUUGAUGACUAUCGAGGGAAAGGUUGUGUGGAUGACAGUGGUUUUGUAUACAAACUGGGAGAGCGGUUUUUUCCAGGGCAUUCCAACUGUCCAUGUGUCUGUACUGAGGAUGGACCUGUUUGUGACCAACCAGAAUGCCCCAAAAUCCACCCAAAGUGUACUAAAGUAGAACACAAUGGAUGCUGUCCGGAAUGCAAAGAAGUGAGGAACUUUUGUGAAUACCAUGGGAAAAGCUACAAAAUAUUGGAGGAAUUUAAGCCCUCUCCAUGUGAAUGGUGUCGCUGUGAGCCCAGCAAUGAAGUUCACUGUGUUGUAGCAGACUGUGCCGUUCCUGAAUGUGUCAACCCAGUCUAUGAACCAGAACAGUGUUGUCCAGUCUGCAAAAAUGGUCCAAACUGCUUUGCAGGAACCACCAUCAUUCCGGCUGGCAUCGAAGUGAAAGUGGACGAGUGCAACAUCUGUCACUGCCACAACGGGGACUGGUGGAAGCCUGCUCAGUGUUCCAAACGCGAAUGCCAAGGCAAGCUGACUGCAUAGGGCAAAAUCCCAAGCAACAAGGAGUGUGUGUCCAAUGUAACGGCUUCUACACUGCACAUGUUAAAUCUGCCAGCUGCAAUAGGGUCACCAGCAAAACCUUUAAGGGUUUAACAAAAGUGAAUAUUUUACUAAUGGGCAAGUUUUCUCCCUGUAUAGAUAUUUAACCUACCACAGCAAGCAGCACAGAUUGAUGGCUAGCAAAAGGACAUCCUACAGAGGUUCUUCCUCCAACCUGCCAACUGAGUUACAGCUCAUUUUAGCUCUUCACAUCUGUGACAUCAAUAUCAUUCAUGGUUUUGUGAGCUUCAACAUCUUCUUUUCCCCCCUCGGAGCCAGGGUAGUUGGAACACGCAAGUUAAAUGAGGAUGGUUCAGGAAUGAAAUGCACUUUUUAAAACCAGUGGGAGAGAGGAUGCAGGAAGAAGGAGGACCUUCAAGAAUAUAAUGGAUGCACAGAUAUACAGCAACCAGGCACCCUAGGAGCCUUCUGUAUAUGUUAUGCUUUCUCCACCACGUGGGGACAAUUGAAUUGAAGAAAUGUAUACAUCAUAAUGACAAAGGAUACAGGCUAAAGUGUCAGGCAACCAGUAUAUAGGUAGAUAACCUCAAUGUCCUUGAAAUAGUUUAUGUGACUCAAGAAAGCCAGCACUAACUGACAUCCCUCCAUAUACCUUAAUGCCUCCCCUUAUGUUGCAUUCCUGUUUCUUCCCACUCCACUUAUUUUGUUGUAGGCUCUGUAAGGGAGGAAAGGGGAGAAGGAACAUUAGAUUUCUACAUUGCCAGCUUGCUCCCUGCCUCUAUUUGACUGUCAGAGAAGGGAAGAGGAAGCCCACCUGAGGCAUGUAGUCAGACGCUACAAGUAGACUCCAGAAAUAAUGGCACCUUCUUUGCCCUCCCACACAUACCAAGUAACAUGAUAUUGAAAGUUGCAAUCAACAGAUUUUAUGGGAUAAUAAAUGAAAUGAUGUUGUAAUAAAUAACAAGAUGAAAGAUGAAAAAAUCUUUUUUAAUAAUUUCAGUGGCACCUUUAAGAUCAACAAUAUAAGCUUUCAAGGUAUGAGCUUUUGUGUGUAGUACACAUUUUGUCAGAUACUCUGAAGCAGAGGUCGCUUCAACCUUAUAACUGUUGAUUACUGUUAUGGCACUUGGUUCCACAGGGAAGGGCAUGACAGAUCAACAUGGCUAUCCACCUGAAUCUGUAGUUAUGGAAGGCACCACAUUGAGCUGCAUGAAAUGGAAGUCCAUCAACCUUAUAAAAAAAACUCGCACAGGUACAGACUGAUAUUUUAUUUCUAACUAAAUGCAAAAAUUUGGAUAUUAUACCUAAAGGUCUCAGAGCUUAUAUUUAGUUGAUAUUAAAGGUGCCACUGGAAUUAUUUAAAAAGAUUUUUUCAUCUUUCAUAUUUAUUAUGACUAUGACAGAUCAACACAGCUAUCCACCUGAAUCUGAAAUGAUGUUGGAACAGGAAAACAUCAAUGAAAGGGUUUCCAUCCAUGACUAACCGUUACAUUCUUCAUCAGUACUUUAAGGGGGAAACUAUGGAAAAUACACGUCAUCCCAAAUUCCUAAGGCAUGGGACUUCAACAGGCUCACAUAAGGGACUGGUUUGACCAUCUGUGAUGUCUGAAACCAAAGUAAACAAUCCCAUGUAAUACAAUGUUGAUUUCCUCCAAAGCUAAAAUUCCAUUUUCUCGGCAGUUUUCCUGAGUUAUAUCUGUAUUUACCUUGUUUCACUAUCAUCUAGGUUUUGCCUCUAAAGACUGGUCCUCUGUGUGCCAUUUCCAGCAUUCACUGAAGGUAAUGGCAGUAUUUUGAACUAAUUCAGUAAGACCAGGUUUUGGCACACUGCUCUUCCUCAAGAGCAGAUCUGAAUAGGAAACAGCUCUGCUUGCUGGCAUUUUCUUGUACGGCAGUAAAAUAUUUGAUGAAGUAAACAUGUUAGUGUCCAAAGCCUGUAAUUGCCAAAGCCACUCUGGAAAGCCUAGUGGCAACAGCUAGCUUGCAGCAGCAUGGAACAGGUUGGAACCAGGUCCACAAUUAACAUAUCCCACAGUUUUUCUUAAGAGCUUGGUGAGGUAUGCCUCAUGCUCCACAGAGAGAGAUUUGUGUUCCUGGGAAUGCCCUUGGUCUUCUUCUUGUCUCAGAGUAGGAUCAUCUUGCUAAGUGGGAAGGACGAUUUUGCAAUAGAAGGCAAGUAUUUAGGGCCCAAGUUUGUGGAGGACUUGUAGUACGCCUGCAGCAAAUGUUUGUAGAGAUGGAGGGGAUAUUAGUUGGGUUUUCCUCAAAAUCAAUUGAUUGUGGGUAGGAUUGCUUUGUUGGGAACUAGAUCCAGCUUAAAAUACAACCUCUACACCUUGCUUCAACAAACCACAUUUCUCCAGUAGGCCAUAGCUGCCAUUGUCUUGCCUCCAACCCCAUUAAGCCAUGGUAAGGGAUGGUCGAGAAAGCCAAUUCCGUUUGAAUUUAGAGAGGAACCUACUUAAUUGGCCGUUUCUGAAACUAUUCAAAGGAUGGUUACCCUCUGAAAUCCACAAAUCUCCAAAUUUUGCAGUGCAGUUCUCCAGCUAUGUAAUGCAUCUGAAAACACAUAUAUUAGUGAAAAUAGCAUACAUAAAUGAAUCACAUUAUUUUGCAACAAUAUGUAUAUUGGGCAAAAUUACAUAUAAAUGUGUGUAUUAUGAGAAAAUUGCAUUAAAAUGCUGGUGAAUUUUCAUGAAGACUUUAAAAAGAUUCAGAAAUUAAUGUGGAAGUGUGGAGAAUGGAAAAAAUGAGAGAAACCAAAAUUGACAGAUCCAACCAUUCCUCACCAUGACUGCCAGACCAUUCAUGAUUUCUCUCCCUCAUCUGUCUCUCACACAUACGCACACAACAUGCAAUAAGCACCUUGAUUUCAGUUCCUAGCCACCUGGUCUUUUCUUUCAAUUGGGGCUACCCCAUUCCAAUGUUAGUGUUGUUAUUAAGUUUUGAGUGAGUCCAGUCCCACAGGCAUUUCUCCCCUCCCCACAAGUCACAUCCUUCUGUUUCUAACCAGGUCCAUGCCCCUGGCCUCAGAGUGCUCAGCCGGCCAGGUGCCUCGCUUGGACUUACGCUGUCAUGCCAAGACAAAACUCCCACCCAGACAAGCUCUGCAUGGGCCUGUUUCUAACUAUACUGGUUGGUUGGUUGGUUGGUUGGUUGACAGAAAUUAGUUUGUAAGAUUUGGCAUGCAGGUCAGGAGUAUGUAGGCAGCUGCUCACACAUAAGCAAGCAAUUUCCCCCCAUUUUGGAGUGUGCGUCAUGCAUCACCCUGCAAGCAAGAAUGCCGUUUCAUCUUCAGAGCUCUCCCUCCUCCUUUCUAAGGGCAUCCUCUUCUCAGUAUUUUUUUCAUUGCUUUCAGCUGCCCCCCCCCGCCCCCAGGUUUAUCAAGUCAUAGAAGAAGGCUUUUUGAACCUAUGUGCUGUUAACUACAGCCACAUAAUCAUGGGUGCAGUAAAAAGAUCACUAAACCAAACCUUUAACCUUAAAGUGGAGCCCUCCCUCUUCUAGCACACCAGACCCUGCAGUGCAGGAGGUCAGGGAAU